UAACUUGCGAUAUUUCUCUCUCCGAGUUCGAGUUCUCGCUCAUAUUUUUCGUUGUCGUCUACUCACAAACCAUAGAAUUUGCGAUUAUAUAUAUAUAUAAGAUUGAGAGUUUUAGAGAGAGAAAUUGGAGAGAGAAAGAUCAGAGCUUGUGGGUCUCUUCAGGGGCUAUGGCUUGGAGGCGUCUUAUCACUCAGGUCUCAAGGCAGCAAUCAGAGUUAGGACAAUUGAAAACUUUGUUUGUUAGAAAUUUUCUUCCUUCCCAAAAGUUUGGAGGGAAUAGGUUUCCCAGUGCUCAAGAAAGGUUUCAAUCAAGUUAUGUUGGCAAUUUAGCUCGCAGAGUACGUGAUGCAGAAGGAGCAAGUGAUGCUGCCUAUCUUAAAGAGCUAUAUCAUCGAAAUGACCCAGAAGCAGUGAUAAGAUUAUUUGAAAGUCAACCAUCAUUACAUUCCAACCCUUCUGCUCUUGCAGAAUAUGUUAAAGCUUUGGUCAGAGUUGACAGGUUGGACGAAAGUGAGCUGUUCAAGACAUUGCAAAGAGGUAUUACUAGCUCAUUUGGGGAGGGAGAAAGUACAGGUGGCCUUUCAGCUUUUAGAAAUGUGGGAAAAGUGACAAAGGACAGUGUCCUCGGAACAGCUAGUGCUCCUAUUCAUAUGGUAGCUUCAGAGGGAGGACAUUUCAAAGAGCAGUUGUGGCGUACAUUCCGCACUAUUGCGCUGGCCUUUCUCUUGAUUUCAGGUGUAGGAGCACUCAUUGAGGAUAGAGGAAUCAGUAAAGGACUUGGUCUAAAUGAAGAGGUGCAACCUAGCAUGGAAUCAAAUACAAAAUUUAAUGAUGUAAAGGGUGUUGAUGAGGCAAAAGCUGAGCUAGAAGAAAUAGUUCACUACCUUCGAGAUCCUAAGCGCUUCACUCGUCUAGGUGGCAAACUUCCAAAGGGUGUUUUGCUUGUUGGUCCACCUGGCACCGGCAAGACCAUGUUGGCAAGAGCUAUCGCUGGAGAAGCUGAGGUGCCUUUCUUCUCAUGCAGUGGCAGUGAAUUUGAAGAGAUGUUUGUUGGUGUUGGAGCCCGGAGGGUUCGGGAUCUUUUUUCAGCUGCGAAGAAGAGGUCGCCUUGUAUAAUUUUCAUUGAUGAGAUAGAUGCGAUUGGCGGAAGCCGUAAUCCAAAGGAUCAGCAGUACAUGAAGAUGACUUUGAAUCAGUUGCUCGUUGAACUGGAUGGAUUCAAACAAAAUGAAGGGAUCAUAGUGAUUGCUGCAACUAACUUCCCUGAAUCUUUGGACAAGGCACUGGUGAGACCUGGUCGGUUUGAUCGUCACAUUGUUGUCCCUAAUCCAGAUGUAGAAGGGCGGAGGCAGAUUAUGGAAUCCCAUAUGUCAAAGGUUCUGAAGGGGGAUGAUGUUGAUCUGAUGAUAAUUGCUAGAGGAACUCCUGGGUUUUCAGGUGCUGAUCUUGCAAACUUGGUCAAUAUUGCUGCUCUCAAGGCAGCAAUGGACGGCGCUAAAGAGGUUACCAUGGCUGAUCUGGAGUAUGCAAAGGACAAGAUUAUGAUGGGAAGUGAACGCAAAUCAGCAGUUAUCUCUGAUGAGUCACGAAGACUGACAGCUUUCCAUGAAGGUGGUCAUGCCCUUGUGGCUAUCCAUACUGAUGGAGCUCUUCCAGUACAUAAAGCAACAAUAGUCCCACGUGGGAUGUCACUUGGCAUGGUUGCUCAAUUGCCAGACAAGGAUGAGACAAGUAUCUCCCGUAAGCAGAUGCUUGCUCGGCUUGAUGUCUGCAUGGGUGGCCGAGUUGCAGAAGAGCUUAUCUUUGGAGAGAGUGAGGUCACUUCUGGUGCAUCUUCUGAUCUCCAGCAAGCAACUUCCCUUGCAAGAGCAAUGGUUACAAAGUUUGGUAUGAGCAAAGAAGUUGGGGUUGUUACUCACAACUAUGACGAUAAUGGAAAGAGCAUGAGCACUGAGACUAGGCUCCUUAUUGAAAAGGAAGUAAAGCAUUUCUUGGAAAAAGCCUAUAACAAUGCUAAAACCAUCCUCACUACUCACAGCAAGGAGCUCCAUGCUCUAGCUAAUGCCCUGCUUGAGCAUGAGACACUUACAGGAAAUCAGAUAAAGGCUCUGCUUGCACAGGUCAACUCCCAGCAGCCGCAUCAGCAACAACAACAGCAAUUGGUUACAUCACAGAGCACUUCACAGUCUAAUCCAGUGCCUCCCUCAACACCCAAUGCAGCCGCAUCUGCUGCCGCUGCUGCAGCUGCAGCAGCAGCUGCUGCAACUGCUGCAGCCAAGGCCAAAGGCAUUGCCCCUGUGGGAUCUUAGCAUGAAACAGCUGGUAAGACUCUUUCCAAGUAGUAGCUAUAUCAGUAUCAAUGUGCAUAUGGCAAUUUACUUAAAACCCUUCUGUUUCCAAGAACGACCAUGCUAGUUUCAUUGCUGCCUACUUGCAGUGAUGUCCAAUUUAUGUAAUCAUCAUGAGCUCGGAAGUGAUCGAAAGCUGUAGGAGAUUAAUGGCAGAACCCAGAUCGUAGCAGUUAUAGUUUAUGCCCAUUGGAAAGUGUCGUCUGUCCCCUUUCAUUUUAGUGCCACAAAACUGACUAUACUGUCUAUUUGAAUUUUGUUCACCUUCACAACAUUUGUAAAGCACUUACCAUGAGUUACUCUCUCUUUCCUCUUCUUUCUCAUAAUUGCCUGUGUGGAUUCAUGACAAAACAAAAUGAAUCAGAGUUAUUAGAGAUUAUCAUAAGAAGGGCUUGUCUUCAACAUUAUCUGGGUUCAACCAUUGCUGGAACCUGAUACAUAUACAUUCACUCAGCUUUUUAUUCA
Messenger RNA from Vitis riparia (riverbank grape), 2813 nucleotides. Its product is annotated as ATP-dependent zinc metalloprotease FTSH 4, mitochondrial. Lineage: Eukaryota; Viridiplantae; Streptophyta; Magnoliopsida; Vitales; Vitaceae. The record is from RefSeq and is a predicted model, not a curated record. The coding region runs from base 168 to 2309 and encodes 713 amino acids. Gene Ontology annotation, molecular function: metalloendopeptidase activity; ATP hydrolysis activity; ATP binding. Gene Ontology annotation, biological process: proteolysis. The transcript is spliced from 7 exons. Gene Ontology annotation, cellular component: chloroplast thylakoid; membrane.